AGGCGCGCCUCCCUCCCCGCCCAAGAGUGUCACCAGCCUGGUGCUUCUGUGAGAAAGUACCACUGUAAGAGGCCAAAGGGCAUGAUCAUUUUCCUCUUUUACCCUGUCUAGGUUGCCAGCAAAUCCCAAGGGCCUCCUGAGGCUGCCCCUGGAGCCACAGGUCCCUCCAGUGCUGGAAGAAUGAAGGAUUCCUGCAUCAUCGUGAUGGCCAUGGCGCUGCUGUCUGGGUUCUUUUUCUUUGCUCCGACCUCGAGCUACAACCUGGACGUGCGGGGCGCGCAGAGCUUCUCCCCACCGCGCGCCGGGAGGCAUUUUGGAUACCGCGUCUUGCAGGUCGGAAACGGGGUCUUCGUGGGAGCUCCAGGGGAAGGGAACAGCACAGGAAGCCUCUAUCAGUGCCAGCCAGACACAGGACACUGCCUGCCAGUCAGCCUGAGAGGUUCCAACUAUACCUCCAAGUACUUGGGAAUGACCUUGGCAACAGACCCCACAGGUGGAAGCAUUUUGGCCUGUGACCCUGGGCUGUCUCGAAUAUGUGACCAGAACACCUAUCUGAGUGGCCUGUGUUACCUCUUCCACCAGAAUCUGCAGGGUCCCGUGUUGCAGGGGCGCCCUGGUUUUCAGGAAUGUAUCAAGGGCAACGUUGACCUCGUAUUUCUGUUUGAUGGUUCGGGGAGCUUGCAGCCGGAUGAAUUUCAAAAAAUUCUGGAAUUCAUGAAGGAUGUGAUGAAGAAACUCAGCAACACUUCCUACCAGUUUGCUGCUGUUCAAUUUUCCACAAGCUACAAAACGGAAUUUAAUUUCUUAGAUUACCUUAAACAGAAGGACCCUGACGCUCUGCUGAGGCAUGUAGAGCACAUGUUGCUGUUGACCAACACCUUUGGUGCCAUCAACUAUGUCGCGAAAGAGGUGUUCCGGGAGGAGCUGGGGGCCCGGCCAGAUGCCACCAAAGUGCUCGUCAUCAUCACAGAUGGGGAAGCCACCGACAAUGGCAACAUCGAUGCAGCCAAAGACAUCAUCCGCUACAUCAUUGGGAUUGGAAAGAAUUUUCAGACCAAGGAGAGUCAGGAAACACUCCACAAAUUUCCCUCAAAACCUGCGGGAGAAUUUAUGAAGAUUCUGAACACAUUUGAGAAGCUGAGAUUCACCGAGCUGCAGAAGAAGAUCUAUGUCAUUGAGGGCACAAGCAAACAGGACCUGACCUCCUUCGACAUGGAGCUGUCCUCCAGUGGCAUUAGUGCUGACCUCAGCAGGGGCCAUGCAGUCGUGGGGGCAGUAGGAGCCCAGGACUGGGCUGGGGGAUUCCUCGACCUGAAGGCAGGCCUACAGGAUCACACAUUUAUUGGGAAUGAACCAUUGACACCAGAAGUGAGGGCGGGCUAUUUGGGGUACACCAUGACAUGGCUGCCCUCCCGGGAAAAUACUUGGCUGCUGGCCUCGGGAGCCCCUCGAUACCAGCAUAUGGGCCGAGUGCUGCUGUUCCAAGAGCCAGAGGACAGAGGACGCUGGAGCCAGGUCCAGGCAAUCAAUGGGACCCAGUCGGGGUUUGAAGAGGUCUCAGAGCUGCGGGGGAACCUCGGCUACUCACUUGGGCGGUUUGGAGAAGCCAUCACCGUCCUGACAGACAUCUAUGGCGAUGGGCUGGUGGAUGUGGCUGUGGGGGCCCCUCUGGCGGAGCAGGGGGCUGUGUACAUCUUCAAUGGAAGGCAUGGGGGGCUGAGCCCCCAACCAAGUCAGCGGAUAGAAGGGACCCAAGUGCUCUCAGGAAUUCGGUGGUUUGGACGCUCCAUCCAUGGGGUGAAGGACCUUGAAGGGGACGGCUUGGCAGAUGUGGCUGUGGGGGCUGAGGGCCAGAUGAUCGUGCUGAGCUCCCGGCCCGUGGUGGAUGUUGUCACCCUGAUGUCCUCCUCUCCAGCUGAGAUCCCAGUGCAUGAAGUGGAGUGCCUCUAUUCAGCGAGUAACAAGAUGAAGGAAGGCAUUAAUAUCACAGUCUGUUUCCAGAUCAAGUCUCUCAUCCCCCAGUUCCAAGGCCGCCUGGUUGCCAAUCUCACUUACACCCUGCAGCUGGACAGCCACCGAACCAGAAGCCGGGGUUUGUUCCCAGGAGGGAGACAAGAACUCAGCAGGAACAUAGCUGUCACCACCAGUAUGUCCUGCAAUGACUUCUCAUUCCAUUUCCCGGUAUGUGUUCAAGACCUCAUCUCCCCCGUCAAUGUCUCCCUGAAUUUCUCGCUUUGGGAGGAGGAAGGGACAGCGAGGGACCAAAGGGCGGGCAAGGACAGACCACCCAUCCUGAGACCCUCCCUGCACUUGGAGACCUGGGAGAUCCCUUUUGAGAAGAACUGCAGGGAGGACAAUAAGUGCGAGGCAAACAUGAGAGUGUCCUUCUCAACUGCAAGAUCCAGAGCCCUGCGUCUGACUGCUUUUGCCAGCCUCUCUGUGGAGCUGAGCCUGAGUAACUUGGGAGAAGAUGCUUACUGGGUCCAGCUGGACCUGCACUUGCCCCAGGGACUCUCCUUCCGCAAGGUGGAGAUGCUGAAGCCCCAUAGCCAGAUCCCUGUGAGCUGUGAGGACCUUCCUGCAGAGUCCAAGCUUCUGUCCAGGGCAUUCUCUUGCAACGUGAGCGCUCCCAUCUUCAGAGCAGGCCGCUCCGUUGCUAUGCAGAUGAUGUUUAAUACACUGGUAAACAGCUCCUGGGGGGACUCGGUCGGGUUGCGCACCAAUGUGACCUGUACCAAUGAGGACUCAGGCCUCCUGGAGGACAACUUGGCCAGUACCAGCAUCCCCGUCCUGCACCCCAUCAACGUCCUCAUCCAGGACCAGGAAAACUCCACACUCUAUGUCAGUUUCACCCCCAAAGGUCCCAAGAUCCACCAAAUCAAGCACAUCUACCAGGUGAGGAUCCAGCCUUCCAUCCAUGACCGCAACCUGCCCAUCCUGGAGGCCGUGAUUGGGGUGACACAGCCUCCCAGCAAGGGGCCCAUCACACACCAGUGGAGCGUGCAGAUGGAACCUCCUGCGCCCUGCCACUAUGAGGAGCUGGAGAGGCUGCCCCGUGCAACUGAGCCUUGUCUCCCCGGUGCCGUGUUCCGCUGCCCUGUUGCCUUCAAGCAGGAGAUCCUCGUCCAAGUGAUCGGGACCCUGGAGCUGGUGGGAGAGAUCGAGGCCUCCUCCACGUUCAGCCUCUGCAGCUCCCUCUCCAUCUCCUUCAACAGCAGCAGGCAUUUCCACCUGUAUGGCAGCAAUGCCUCCCUGGCCCAGGUCGUCAUGAAGGUUGAGGUCGUGUAUGAGAAGCAGAUGCUCUACCUCUAUGUGCUGAGCAGCAUCGGGGGGCUGCUGCUGCUGCUGCUGAUUUUCAUAGUGCUGUACAAGGUUGGCUUCUUCAAACGGAACCUGAAGGAGAUGAUGGAGGCUGACAGAGGUGUCCCAAAUAGAAUCCCUGCAGAAGACUCCAGGCAGCUGGCAUCUGAGGAAGAGGCUGGGGAUCCAGGCUGCCUGAAGAACCUCCACGAAGAGGACAUGGAGAGUGGCAGCAGCAAGGACUGAGUCCAGGCCUGUGAUGUGCAGAGGGUCCAGGACUGGACUCGGGACGCCCAGGGCCACUCUGCCUCUGCCUGCAUUCCUCUGUGUGCCCCCGAGGGAGUCACUGCCCCUCACUGGGCCUCAGUUUCCCUAUCUUGAACAUGGGGCUCAUGCUUGCCUGCCUCCUUUGCAGGCUCAUAGGGUGGACCUGCUGAGGGACUGGCCAGGAGGGCUGCAGAAGUGUGAACUUGUCAUAACCAGACGGUCCUGGCUUCCACCAGCCUCUCUUGGUUUCUCUCCCUGGAAGAGAACGUCUGCUCUAAAUGUGGAGAAACUGUAGUCUCCGGACCUAGAGACGUUCCUGACCCUCACACCUGCCCUGGGAGGUCCACAGAUGCCUCCACCCCCGAGAAAACUGUCCCUGCAUGCUCCCCUGCACUGGAGCCCAGUCUCUUCUGCUGGCAUUGAGCAAAUGUGACCCGUGUCAUUACAUGACUGUGGCACACGCCUUUCUCUUGGCCAGAUACCAAAUUCCUUGACAUGCCUUCCAGCACCUUGCAAAAUGAGACCCCUGCGGCCUUCCCCAGCCUCUUCUAGAGCUGUGCCGCCUUCCUGUUGAAGCUCCAGUGAUACCAGCCUUUCUCCCAAGCCAGGCUCCUUCCUGUCUACCUGCGUUCACCCUGACAGCUCCCACUGCCCAAACCUUCCACCCUGCCACCCCUCCUUUUCUGGCCGACAGAUCCCAGCUCACACAUCAGACUCGGUUGGGUCCCCAUGUCCUUCACACUUCCACCAGCCUGCACUUAUCCCUCAAAGCACACAUCAUGUUUUUUCCCUGUUUAAUGAUUUACCUACUUAGCAGCUAUCUCUCAGUGAUCUCUGUGAGGGUAGAGGCCAUACUUGUCUUGUUCACCUUGGGACGCCUGCUGAUAUGUCAGGGCAUGGGACAUCUAGUAGGUGCUUGACACAAUUUCACUGAAUUAAUGAUGGAGUCUGUGGGAAGAUGUAGAAAAAGGGGAUGGGCUGGGCGCCGUGGCUCACACCUGUAAUCCCAGCACCUUGGGAGGCCAAGGCAGGUGAAUCACCUAAGGUCAGGAGUAAGUUUAAGACCAGCCUGGCCAACAUGGCAAAAC
This is a messenger RNA of Cebus imitator (Panamanian white-faced capuchin), 4655 nucleotides long. It is a transcript of the gene ITGAL, whose product is annotated as integrin subunit alpha L. Gene Ontology annotation, cellular component: external side of plasma membrane; integrin complex. Gene Ontology annotation, biological process: cell-matrix adhesion; cell adhesion mediated by integrin; cell-cell adhesion. Gene Ontology annotation, molecular function: integrin binding. Lineage: Eukaryota; Metazoa; Chordata; Mammalia; Primates; Cebidae. The record is from RefSeq and is a predicted model, not a curated record.